Messenger RNA from Plasmodium gonderi, 5253 nucleotides. RefSeq lists its product as hypothetical. Lineage: Eukaryota; Apicomplexa; Aconoidasida; Haemosporida; Plasmodiidae. The record is from RefSeq and is a predicted model, not a curated record. Bases 1 to 5253 code for a protein of 1750 amino acids. The transcript has a single exon.
AUGAAAAUCGCUAAAACAUUAAAUGAUAUCUUGAUGAACUGUAGUAUAAAAAGGGUGGAUGAGGAAUUUUUACAAAAUGUAAAUAAUCUAUUAAAAACGAAUUACAAGAAAAGAGAAAAAGAAACAAAAGAACUUUUCGAAUUUUUAGGAAACUUUGUAUACCAAGAUUUAGAAAGAGAUAUUAUAAAAAUAAACAUAUCAGAUUUGGAUAAGAGAAAAAAAAAAAUUCUUUUCACCAAUUUAAGGAAGUUAUUUAAAACUCUACUUCUCUUUCAGAAUGUAAAUAGAUAUGUAGAAGUGUUGUGUGACUUUCUCUUUUACUUGUUUAAGUACAUGCGUAAGGUAAAUGUGAAGAAGUGCUACAAGCUAGUGAGGAAGGUAACAAUUGCCAGGAUGCAGACAGGGAAGACACCGAGUGGAAGCACUCCAUGUGGAACAGUUCCAAAUGGAAACGUCACAGAUGGUUGCAUCACCACAGAUUGUGGGAGCGCAGAGGAGAAAGAAUUCCACAUGGUUUCAUUCCUCCUUAUGAGCAACAUAAUGAUAUAUUUAGAAAUUUUAAAAAGAGAAAACAGCAAAAAUCUGGUGCCUGAUGAACACUAUUUUUAUCAAAGUGUAAAAAUCCAAUUGAUGAAUAAGAAAUAUAUAAUUACACUAAGUAAAAGAUUGGGUGAUAUAGUAAUUAAUUUUCCCAAUUUUCCCGUAUUUGUUGAUAUGGCAUUUAAUUUAUUUUUUUAUGUACGAAAUGGACUAGUCCCAUUAUUUUUGAAAAUUGUUUAUAAAAGAAUUUCAGAUUUGUUUGAAUUAAAAAAUAAAGAAAUGAAUACAAAAUUUACAAUAAAAAAAUAUUAUGCUUUUCUGUUUUAUGUAUACUUUUUAUAUAAAAUAAAAAUCAUUACUUUUUUGUACAUGAACCCAUUGACAACCUAUGGCUUGCUAAAUGAUUCUAUCCAAACUAACACAAUUGUGCAACUAUAUUCCCAAGUUUUGAAAGACUAUAAAAAUGUAUUGCACUUGUGCUUCUACACAAUAAGCAAUAAGAAAAAUAACAAGACAUUUUUCAACACUUUCUGUUUAGCAAUCAUUUAUUUAACAAACCUUUUGUAUUCAAAUCACAAUGAUAUUAUGAAAAUAUUUCCUAGUGGAUCAAAAAAUAAUUCUCUUUUUUUUAAAAAAUAUAAAGACAUUUUUUCCAUGUAUCACAAUGUUUUUGAAGCUUUGUUUAAGUUGAAUAAAGAUACAACUUUUUUUACAAUGGCUAAAGUAAAAUUUGCUGUUUAUUGUAAUCUCUCUUCAUCCAAGUUUAAUAACCAUUUUUUACUUAAAAAAAAAAAAAAAAAAAUGGACACCAAAGGGGUAGCGAAAGCAGAAGAGAGCAUAGAUCAACAAAAUGGUAAAAACAAUACAGCGAAGAACAAAGAAGAAAAUCUUUUCAAUUAUCCUGCUACUUGCAUGAUAACCAAUUUCAUAAACAAGAUGAAAGAUCAAAUGACAAAAAAACAAAUGGGAAAACUCAUGUAUAGAACCAUAUCCGAAUAUGACUAUUCUUGUUUUGUCGUUUUCUCUUACUUGUAUAUGAUGACGAUGAAGUUUAUAAAGUUGUAUGAUUUUCCCACCAUCCUGAAUGAUAUAGUUUUUUAUAAAAAUCUCUGCAUUGAGGAAAUGAGCCUUACGACGCUGAGUGCAGUUCCGUUGGAGAUGGUAGAAAAGAGGAGCAUGGUUGAGGGAAGAACUUCUUCACGGGUGGAGGGAAAAACUUCACAGGUUGACCUUUCAAGUCCCCUUUACAAUAAUGCAUUCCUGAAUCUCCUGAAAGACAAACUAUGUCUUUACAUGAACAUAGAUGGGAAUAUAUUAAAUGUCUUUUUCAUGAAUGAAUUGUACAAAUUCUUAAAUAGCAAGAAUUUGAAUUACAAGAAUCUGCACUAUCUCUUGGUUCACAACAUCAAUAAGAAGUAUCAUCAGAUUAAUGUGCUAUUACUACUUCAGAAAAUUAUUUUGAGGAACAUAUUAAGAUAUGCCUUGAAGUUUGACACGGGUAAGAAUCCAUGUCACGUCAACCAAGCUGACAGUAGCAAGGAGAGUAGGGACAAAGCAGAAAUUAGCAAUGUGAAAAAAGAAGAGAUGACAAACGAACUAUUAUCCUACUUGUUCAAAAAAGAAAACGAAAAAAUGAAAUUGUUAAACAUAAAUGAGUUUUCGCUAAACAAUGAAGAUGUAAAAAGUAUAGCAGAGAAAAAGGAUGAAAACACAUUUAUAAUUUUGAAAAAUAUCGAUUUUGUAGAUAUUAAGAAUAGUAUGAAUUCAAGAAAUGCCCUAUUUGAUAUGAACAUAAUUAAUAUUGCUGUAAAUCAAGUAACAAAAGAAAGUAUUACCGUUUUAAAAUCUUUAUAUGCAUUAAAAAAUAAGAAAAAGGAAGAAACAAAAUUAUAUUUGAAAAAUAUUCGAUCUCUAGAGGCUAUAUUAAAGAGUACAUAUAAUUUUGUUAAUUCAUUUCUUUUCAUAAUUAAUCUUGCUAAAUCUGGUAAAAAAUGCAUACUCUGUUACAAUGCCAAGAAGCAAAAUAUUCUAUUCGCAGAAAAUUAUUAUGAAAAAAUAAAAAACAAAAAGAAGAAAAUAAAAGCAACAGAAAGGGAAGUAUACCUUCAUUUGGAACCCAAUUUUGACAAAAAAUGUGCGAAAAAAAAAAAUUUUAAAAUUGUAAAAAAUCUCAUUAAAUUGGUAGUUUUCAUUGUUCAGAAAAAUAAAAAAAGGCCGAAUGAGAAAAACAAAGAAAGACAUUACAAUAUCGAAACUGUAGAAAUUGCAAAAAUAAUUAUAUUCCUCUACAAUCUUUUGGUAUUUUACAUGAUUCAUAAUUUAAGAAGAAACAUGCUUGAGGAAGGAAAAAUAAUUCCAAAUGGAAGAGAUGUAUUAUUAAACAAUAACCAAAUUAGGAAAAGGUGUCGUAAAAUUUUCGAAGAUGCUUAUACAUUGCUCAAGCACGUGCAUACGUAUAAUUCUCAAGGAAUCAUUUCAGAUGAAUUAAAAAAACAGCUUAUCAUUUUCUCAAAAAGUUACAUCAUUGUCAGCAAAUUAUUCUCCACCACUGCGUACAGAAAUGAAUUUGCAUUCUUUGCAACGAACACUUACCUUCCAAUCAGCAGGAGAAAAGCUGUCAAAUUUUCCAAGCGGGUACACACACUUUUGAAAAAUUUGACGCACCUGCAGAUGCUAGGGGUGGGAACAGCGGACAGUGCAGAGGAAGAUAUGGAAACGGAGGAGGAUCGUGACGAUGACCAAGCCGAGAAAGAAAGUGCAGACUCAGAGGGGGUAGGUAAUGAGACAGCUAAUGAGACAGCUAAUGAGACAGCUAAUGAGACAGCUAAUGAGACAGCUAAUGAGACAGCUAAUGAGACAGCUAAUGAGACAGCUAAUGAGACAGCUAAUAAGGAAACAGCUAAUGAGACAGCCAAUGAGACAGCUAAUAAGGAAACAGCUAAUGAGACAACUAAUGAGACAGCUAAUAAGGAAACAGCUAAUAAGGAAACAGAUAAUGAAGGAGAUGACCAAAGUGACAUCGUGGUGACGAGCAACUUCCUCCUAGACAUUCUAACUGAAGAACCUGCAAAAGAGAAAAAAGCAGAAAACAAAAAGGAAAACAUGGUGGGUAUAAAGAAAAUGCGUACAUCCAUAUUUUACAACGUUUCUUAUUUACUGAAACAUCUGAAGGGAAAUAUAAAAAACCAAAUGGCCGAAAACACAGUGAAGACCCUGUUUUACUUGGUACGCUCCCUUGUGAUUAUCUCCAGGAAAGUGAAGGUGAAUUUGCACUUGGAGGAGGAGCGGCAGCAGCAGCUUCAACUCUCUACUGAAGUGGAAGUGGGAGAGAAAGAGAAAGAGGAAGAGGAAGAGGAAGAAGAAGAAGAAGAGGAAGAAGAAGAGGAAGAAGAUAUCAGUGAUGUAGCUGAUGGGGGCUAUGGCAAAGAGUUACCAUUACAUGGGGAGGAGGAGUUCGAGAAGGAGGGACGCUCAAGUCUGCAAACGGCCAAACUACAAACGGCCAAACUACAAACGGCCAAACUGCAAGCGGCCAAACUGCAAGCGGCCAAACUGCAAGCGGCCAAACUGCAAGCGGCCAAACUGCAAGCGGCCAAACCUCUGACAGCCACUUACGCAGAAGACUUGAUCAUCUUGGAGAAGCAAAUAAAACACAUCUUAGUCAGCUUCAAAGUAAUGAAAGAAACUGAGGCAGAGGACAAAGACAAGUUGAAAGAAGUAAUAAAAAAGUGUGUGGUGAAAAUUUUAAGGAUGAUAAUGAAGGAAACGAAAAACACAGAUUUAAUAAAAAUGUUGAUAAAAUGUUUAGAGAAUUAUAAUAUUAUAGAAAAUAAAAUAUACCACAAGAGUUAUGUAGUUAUUAAUUAUUUACUUGAAUUUUUAAAAAUUAUUUUUUUUAUCCCCAAAUUAAGAAAUUGUUAUUCAAGAUAUUUAAGCGUAUUUUUUAAAAGUGCCUUUGUAAAGUACCUAAAUAUUUGUGAAUUUUUUAACGGUUCGUUUAAGAAAUAUUUUCCACAUUUAAUUAAAAAAUUUACAACAGAUUUUAAUUUAGCACAUUAUUAUAUGAUGAACAGUCAGGUAAAAACACAACCAAUACUUUUAGAGGAAAGGCAAUUUAUUUCGAACCAGAUUAUUGUAAUUUUAAGAGGAUUAAAUAAAAAAAUUAUGAACAAAAAUUUAAGUGAUGAUAUUUGCAAUGAAUAUAUUACCAGUUUGGUUCUCAUAAAUAACACAAAUGAUAAAAAAUUUUUAAAUUCUUUUAGUUUAAAUGAAUUAUCUCUCAUUAUUCAUAAUAUUUCUCAGCAUUUUACAAAAAUUUUGAACAAUAAUAAUGUCUACGCAUUUAAUAAAAAGGUAACAUUUAAUCUAUUAGGGUUAUUAAAAAAAAUUAGUGCCAUUUCUCAUAUUCAAGGGGAUGUAAAAUUACUCUCCUUUAAGGAACACUUGAUAAGUACCCACAUCUCAGAGCUUAGAAGUUUUCUCAGUCUAUUGGAUGAACACAUCAAUACGCAAAAAAUACAAAUUAACAUAAACGAUUUUCACAAAAAACUGACAUCCAUUCUGCACGACAAAUCACCUGCACAUGGGAAGUCCAAGGAGGCAGAAUCCAAUCUAAAGAAAAGCUCACCACCGAAUGGCAGUCCUCAUCAAUUCAGGACGAAAAGACCAAACACCAUGAACAUCUUGCAUAUGCACAAGAGAGUUAAAUUGUAG